Molecule: messenger RNA, 1939 nt
Organism: Corvus hawaiiensis (hawaiian crow)
Lineage: Eukaryota; Metazoa; Chordata; Aves; Passeriformes; Corvidae
Gene: LRRC26
Product: leucine rich repeat containing 26
Exons: 2
Coding region: 5-1009 (334 amino acids)
Cellular component (GO): voltage-gated potassium channel complex
Molecular function (GO): transmembrane transporter binding; voltage-gated potassium channel activity; potassium channel activator activity
Source: RefSeq, a predicted model, not a curated record
CCUGAUGCAGGUUUGCAGCCGGGUGAGCAGGGGGAUGAAUGCGAGCGGCCGCACGGAGCCGAGCGCUGCCCAGCACCGCCAGCCAGCCCCGCCGGGCUCAGCCGGGAGCACGGGGCAGGGCGAGGCGCGGGGCUCUAGGGAACCUGUCCGCGGGGCAAUCCCAGCACGGCGGGUCAGGGAGCCCUCUGUGCCUCAGGGGGCGGCCAUGGGCUGCCGGAGGGUGCCCGGCCCCGUGCUGGCCCUGCUGCUGCUCCUGUGCCCUCCGCCCUCGCCAGCCUGCCCGGCCGCCUGCCGCUGCGCCCCGGGAGAGGCGGACUGCAGCGAGCGGGGCCUCCGCGAGGUGCCCUGGAGCCUCCCGACCAACACCAGCGCCCUGCGGCUCGGCUACAACUUCAUCACCGUGCUGGGGCCGCGCUCCUUCCCUGCGCUGCCGGAGCUGCGGCUGCUCAGCCUGGCCCACAACCGCCUGGAGCUGAUCCACGGCCAGGCGCUGCUGGGGCUCGGGGCGCUGCAGGAGCUGGACCUCAGCCACAACCUCCUCACGGUGCUGACCCCCGAGACCUUCCUGCCCCUCACCAGCCUGGCCACGCUCAACCUGGGCAGCAACAGGCUGGGGGAGCUGGAGCCUGGGGUGCUGGGCGCCUUGCCUCAGCUCCGAGCCCUUCUGCUGCAGGACAACCCCUGGGUGUGCAGCUGCGGCAUCCUGCCCCUCUGGCGCUGGCUCAGCCACAACAGGGAGAAAGUGCGAGAGAAGAGUUUGCUCCUGUGCAGAGUUCCGGAGCAGCUGAACAAGUAUCCGAUCAUGGCCUUUGGGGAUGAGUCCUUCAGGCAAUGCCAGGGGACCUCGCUGUCCUCCCAGCAGUACAUCACCUUCUUCAUCAUUGGACCCUUCUCCUUCAUCGCCAGCAUCUUCUUCUGCACCUUCAUGGGGUCCCUCAUAGUGUUCUACCACAGCCUGCACCGGGAAUCCCACUGCUGGAGGAGACCCCGCAUCUGCAGGGUGCACUGAGGCAGCUCAGCCAGGCUCUGCCCUGGGCAGGCUGUGCUCCAUCCUUGCCCGUCUCCAGGUGCCUGCACCCACCCGUUGUAAACACACCCCUGUGGACCAUGAGAGGAAGUUCUGCUCCUGGAAUCACUUUGGAUUUUCUCAGAGUCCCCCAAGGUGGUGCCAAGCUGCCUCUGCCAGGGGGGAGCAGCCUCUGGAUCAGCUCUCUGCAAGGCAUGGGCUGACCACAGGUGCUCUCAGUGUUUUGGGAGGCUCCCCAAGGCCAUCCUCAGAUCUGCAUAUCCCCUUCCUGGGGGCAUCCAGGUGAUCCUUCUCCCCUUGUCCUGCCCCCUGUGCUGCCCAGGCCCCUCAGGGUGUAUUUAGGAUGCCCCAGAUGCCUCACUGUGCCUUUAGGUGCAGCCUGGGAGCCCCUGUGUGCAUCCCAGGACUCACCAUAUUCCUCUUGGUGCCUUUCAGGCCACCCCAGGAGUCACCAUUUACCUUUUGGUGUAGCCCAGGAGCCUCUCUGUGCCUCUGUUCCCAAAGGCUGGCCUCACUGGCCAGGCCCCACACUGGCCCCCAGGGGAUGGGGAGCCCAGCAGUGGCAGGGGACUGUGUUCCCCAGGAUGGAGGUGGGACAGGGCCAGCUGCCAUGGUGCUGGUGUUGGGACAGUUCCAGACUGUCCCCAUCCCCUCGCUGCAAGGCCUGUGCCCCACUCUGGCUGUCCCCUGGGUGUCCCAGAAUGGGGAUGCCCUUUCCCUCCCAGUCUCCCCUACAGCCCCUGGCCUUUCUCCCUGCUGGUUUCUCCAUCCCUUCCUGUCCCUCCACUGUUUGCAGACCCUGCAGCAGGGCUGGGUGAGGCUCUGAUUCACCACAGGGCUCCCUGCCAGCUUUGCCAGAAGGCAGAGACAGAAAGAGUCACACAGCUCUGGAAUAAACCACUUCAUGAUCCA